Conger conger (European conger) is the source of this 6577-nucleotide messenger RNA. It is a transcript of the gene gna12a, whose product is annotated as guanine nucleotide binding protein (G protein) alpha 12a. The transcript has 5 exons. The record is from RefSeq and is a predicted model, not a curated record. Gene Ontology annotation, biological process: adenylate cyclase-modulating G protein-coupled receptor signaling pathway; Rho protein signal transduction. Bases 512 to 1666 code for a protein of 384 amino acids. Gene Ontology annotation, cellular component: heterotrimeric G-protein complex; brush border membrane. Lineage: Eukaryota; Metazoa; Chordata; Actinopteri; Anguilliformes; Congridae. Gene Ontology annotation, molecular function: guanyl nucleotide binding; D5 dopamine receptor binding; GTPase activity.
GACAGCGGGACAGUUGUCCGCGCGCGGCACAACACUUGGCUGGCACUGAAAUAUUUUUAGAAGUUCUGGAACUGCUGGUAUCAUGAUAAUGAUUUAAGACAUCGCAUUGCAUGUUUUUGAUUUAGGAAGGCUAACUACUUAGAAACUGCAUGUAACGGGGUUGUGUUAGAAUAUCUCGCCAGAGCCUGCUAGCUAAUGUUUUGAGAACAUCUUGAAAGUUGGCUAGUUAGCUAAAUUAUGAUCAAAGCAAGAUGGGACUUAUUGUUGUCUGAACUUUAUAUGUCUAAAUUACUUUAGAGUGUUAUUAACUUGUUUUAACUAAGUAGUCAUUUAGUUUCGGUAGAAAAUAGUGCAGCUAGCACGAACUGUAACGUUAGCUAGCUAACUGCUGCCUGCCAGUUUGCUAGCUGGUUUCAUUGAUGGGCUACAGUGCGUACUAACUACCAGCGUGAGAACUGCAGAAUUGACGCAUCCUUAUUUUUUCAUUGAUGAAUCUUGUAGAUUCGCAACGAUGGCUGGCGUGGUGCGCACCCUCAGCCGGUGUUUGCUGUCAGCCGAAGCCAGUCGGGAGCGAAGUAAUAGCAAGGAGAGAAACCUGGAUCGAGAUGUGAACCAGGAGCGAGAGGCAAGGCGUCGGAGUCGCGAAAUCGAUGCCAUGCUUGCCCGUGAGAGACGGUCUAUUCGCCGCUUGGUGAAGAUACUACUGCUUGGAGCUGGAGAAAGUGGCAAGUCAACCUUUUUGAAACAAAUGAGGAUUAUCCAUGGGAAAGAGUUCGACCAGAAAGCAUUACUGGAUUUUAGAGACACUAUCUUCGAGAACCUUAUAAAGGGCAUGCGGGUACUGGUGGACGCCCGGGACAAGCUGGGCAUCUCCUGGCAGAACUCGGAGAACGGGAAGCACGGCAUGUUCGUGAUGUCCUUUGAGAGCAAGGCAGGCGUGCCCGUGGAGCCGUGCACCUUCCAGCUGUACGUGCCCGCGCUGUGGGCGCUGUGGCAGGACGCGGGCAUCCAGGAGGCCUACGGCCGCCGCAGCCAGUUCCAGCUGGGGGAAUCUGUCAAAUAUUUCCUGGACAACUUGGAUCGUAUUGGCCAGUUGAGUUAUGUACCAAGCAGGCAGGACAUUUUGCUGGCCAGGAAGGCCACCAAGGGGAUAGCGGAGCACGACUUCAUCAUCAAGAAGAUCCCCUUCAAAAUGGUGGACGUGGGCGGCCAGCGCUCCCAGCGGCAGAAGUGGUUCCAGUGCUUCGACGGCAUCACCUCCAUCCUCUUCAUGGUGUCGUCCAGCGAGUACGACCAGGUCUUGAUGGAGGACCGGCGCACCAACCGCCUGGUGGAGUCCAUGAACAUCUUCGAGACCAUCGUCAACAACAAGCUCUUCUCCAACGUCUCCAUCAUCCUCUUCCUCAACAAGAUGGACCUGCUGGUGGAGAAAGUGAGAACAGUCAACAUCCGCAAGCACUUCGCCGACUUCAAGGGCGACCCGCACAGGCUGGAGGACGUGCAGGCCUACCUGGUGCAGUGCUUCAACCGCCGGCGACGGAACCGCAGCAAGCCCCUCUUCCACCACUUCACCACCGCCAUCGACACGGAGAACAUCCGCUUCGUCUUCCACGCCGUCAAGGACACCAUCCUGCAGGAGAACCUUAAGGACAUCAUGCUGCAGUGAGGCCUCCUGGACCGCUGGUGGCGCCAUCCUGCCCGUGUCCUCCUGCCUUAUAAUCAGUUCUUAGGUUUUCUUCUUCCUCAAUUUAUGAGCCGUCGUAGAGGCACAUGCACUGUUAGAAGCUUGCCUGACCUUUCAACAGAUGCACUGUCUCUUCCCAAUCAUCUAUUACAGUACGUGAGAGGUUUUUAAAAGGAUAGUGUGGCUUCUCAUGCAUGUAUUACACAGGAAUCGUCAAAGUUUUUGAAACCGAGCUAAAUCUUUUGCCACCAGUCUACCUUCAGAUCUUCUAUCGUAUUUAUGGCUAACAAUUAAGUUAGUAAAUGAAAGUCAUGGUCCUGGUUAUGCAAAAGGCUUUGCACUAGCAUGCGCAAUGAAUGUCGAAGUUUGGGGAAAACCCCUAUGAUAUAAGCAGUUAGCAGUAACAACCUUCAGUGGCUCACGGCAGCUUUUGCUCCACCACAAGAUCUGAGCUAUAAUCUUUCACUCAACGCGGAAAAUAAGGGGUGUUUUGAUGGGAGUGGUUUCUGUUUGUGCCACCUUAAAUAUAUGGCUGAGUCCAACAGGACUUUUUACACCAUUUUCAGAGCUUGUGUGAUAUUAGCAAAGUCACAUGCCUAUCUGGUCUGCAGAAACUAGGUUUCAGCAGCCAUUUAUAAUGCAGGACUGUGAAUAGUUGAAAAACAUAUUUAAAAUACACUGCCCCUGGCUCUUGUGUAUGUGUCUGUGUGUGUAAGUCUGUGUGUGUGCAUUUUUUUGUUUGGGAACAGGAAGUUGACUUCUCCAGGAGUCAUUAAACCAAGGCCACUCACCUCCGAUCCCGGAGGGCUUCAGAAUGUUCCGGAAAGUUUACAGUUCCGUGUAAACCCCUCCCCCAUCUCAGAACCAUGGAGGGACACCAAAUUGGCUCAAUCGGGGAAGCAGUUAUUGGAGUCAGGUGGUUAAACUCCUGGCUGAAGUGGACGGCCACGGACACGCGGCCCUCCCGGAUAAACCCAUCACAGCACGCUCAUUGUUUCCAGGACAAAGACGUGCGAUUAGUCACAAUAAUGCCACAGCAGCCUCCUGUUCCACCGACCCCCUCGUGUCUCUAAUGCGGUGUUCGAUUAGAAUUAACCGGAAAAGGGCCGGGACAUAUUUUUCAGCGAUAGCGCUUGACCAGACAGCGAGUGACGCGUUUACGGACGCUUCACAAUUGCGAGCGCUUAUCUUGUCAGCCCGCUGUGUGCUCGUAAGUGCCUAACCCAUGGAUGCGAACCCUGGCUAACAUUCAGCCAUGCAGAAAUGACACAAGCUCUCUGUCUGUGUUGAUGUGGUUUACCGUGUAUGUUAAGCACUGUGGACUCUUGAGUCACAAAUCUGAGCAAGGGUCACAUUGUUUUUCCUUUAUUGCUUCAGCCGCUAACUUUAUAAAGUUGGGUAAGAAAAGAAGAACUCAUCCUUUACCCAGAAACAUUUUUUUUACUGAAGGUAGGAGAUAAAGCUUCAACCUUGUGGUUUAGACAGACUAGGGGCCAGUUCCUGAUGUCAUUUUCUGGGUGGCCAGUGACCCAAGAAUAUCAUGUUGCUCAAUUAGCGGUGACAGAGAGCACACUAGUCACAGUCUUAGGCAAACAGAAAACAGCACCCCUGUUGAUAAGUGUGUUCCAGACAUCGACAGCAGUCACUGCUUAAUGAGACCUGAUUGGCUCAUCACCGCCUGUCAGGCAGUGUUAAAUCUGGCACCGGCAGUGUACACAUUAAAGACAGGACAGGUCCUCACGCCUACCUAUAUUGGUUUUGACAGUGAGGUACAGUGUAGUGUAAACCCUGGUGGAAAUCAUUAUUUCAGUUAUGAUUACCAGAGACUGGAGCAGAGCUUCAGCUUGCAGCCGAUAGCGUGACAGUGUUGAAUUUGUGGGGUUGUCACUGGGCAAUUUGGGUAAUGCAGAUGUCUGGAGUACGCUACGACUUUUGUGAUUGAUUUUGUCUGGACAUUGUCCCCGCUAGGGGAGACAGGACAUUCUUUCCUCUGUCUGCAAGUGCCCCUACACCAGUGGUGUCAAACUCUAGUCCUGAAGGGCCACAGUGUCUGCUGGUAUUUGUGGUUUCCUUUCAGUCAGCAGCCAAUUAAGGCCUUGAGAACAAGGUGUAUGGACUCUUUAGCCAAUGAAAGACUUGUAUCUCUCGUGCUGAAAGAAUGGAUCUCUCGUGCUGAAACACCUCGACCUCGAGUUUGACACCCCUGCCCUACACUGUUCUGAGAUUGGCUCUUAAUAAGGUCUUCACCUUUGGGCUAUGGAAUUGAAUAGGAUUUUGUUGAUUUCUUAAUUUCUAAAAUUCUGUUUUGGCUGGACCGUUUUGUCUUGGUCCACAGCAGUGUUAUAGAGUUGCUUCCAAUGUUACUGAAGCACACAGCAGUAUACGACAAAACUUUUAUGAUGGAAUUCAGUCUUUCUAGAUCGGGCCUGUUGCAACUGGGAAUAGUUGCUGGGCCAAACAGUAUUAAUGAAGCGUAAGAAUAGACGCAUGUAUGUGUGUGUUGUGUGUGUAUGUGUGUGUGUGUAUAAAGAGAGAGGGAGCAAGGACAGACAUAUUAGAGCUUACAGAAUGGGAGGCCCUACUAAGGCUAGUUCAACAUGGCCGGGAGCUGUCGACAGCGGUCUGCGUUCAGUCGGGGGGUGAGGGGGGAGAACGUCGUUUGACCUGCCUUCACCGACAGCUCACGAGCGGCCGGAGGCUUCGAGGAGGAGCCCGGGGAGGCUUCGAGGAGGAGGUGGGGAGGCUUCGAGGAGGAGCAGGGGGAGGCCUCGUUGCUGUGCUGAGGCUGGAGCUCUCGUCAGGCCUCCCCGUCUCUCUGUUUUUCCAGCCCAUCUGCUUUUCCGUUCCUCCAUCAGCAGCGGCCUCCCGGGUGGUCUGCCUGCCGCGGCGGCCGCUUUCGGCCUUCGCCACAGCACCUCGCUCGUCGGCCCUGCCCGUCCUUCCGUCCGCCCAUCCUGGAGGGCAGGCUUUAGCGGCCGUCUCUAAACCACUAAUGCCCCGAAAACCCAGCCAGCCACCUCAGACCAUGCAGUAUUAUGGCAAGCUAAGUAUAUGCAAAACCUUUUAGCCUGCGCAAAACUAGGAACACAAGUAGUGAUUGGUGCAAAACAAAUCCCAUGACCAAUUCUUGGUCAUGUUGUCGGUUUUGGGUGUGCUUAUAGGUUUUGCACAUGCUAAAGGUCUUCGUAAAUCAGACUCAUAGUCCGUCCAGCUGGCUAGCAGCAGCUAAACGGCUGGCAAAAAAAAAGGCAGCUAAAAAUAUCAGGCUACCGAAAACCUCGGAGGUCAGCUAAAUUCUCAGUGAACAAAGUGGCGAAGUUUAAUCAGACAGGUACAGUAUUGCCUGCAGCCCUCCUGCCACAGUACCACUUAAUAACAUCCUCGCGCAGGUCUGCCUCUGUGUGUGGCAAGCGUGUGCGAACGUCAGCUAUGUUCAGCAGAUGCGGCGGUGGUGUAUUUUUCCACGCUAACCAUCGGCCUUGAACGCCUAAAGUUUGUGUGUGCCUGUGUGCAUUUUUGACCGACAGUUUUUCUCUCAGAAACAGAAACCCAGAAAGGUUUGGAUGUACCAAACAGUUUGGACUGACCUUGUCAAAGUUUUGUUUUCUCAGAGUAGGCUACAUUUACAUUCUUGCAUACAUUUAAUUUUUCCGUGAUGUAAAUUCAAGCUCAGAGCAAUAAUUACAGUUACAGUAGACGGAGCAUUACCCAAUGUACCCUUAAAGGGAAGCUUGGGAACGAUGGAAAAUAUUCAUUUUCUUAGUGCUUUACAAAAGCUUAUCAUACAUUUACCAGUCGGAACUGAUUGUGGGUGCUGAAUGACUCUGGGAUAAAUAGCUCAGUCACAGAUGGGACUUCAGAACUCUCGUUCAAGUGAGCGCUGGUUUAGCCAACCAGUAUCAAGCCUUUGAGAGGCUGAUAACAGGCCUCUGUCUCUACGUAAAAAGGAUUACACGUCAGCCUGUGCUGAAAUUACCCCUGUGGCCCAGAGGGAGCUGGAAGAGACCACUAUGUUCUGUAUGCAAGCUUGUAAAUUUGAGCUUGCACCUCCCCCGCCCGCAGUGUUGCCAAUGGCAACGGCGCACACCCUGCAACAGCUGAACGCUACCCCCGAGAAUGGACGCUCCUUAACAGUAGACUGUUUAUUAGCUGUAGCGUCUGCUAUUUAAACUAAUAUAUGACACAUUUGGGAACCAUUUUGAUUAUAGUUUAUAGGCGUGCUGAAAAGCAAGUGUGUUUCUGAGUCAUUACCUUGCUAUAGCGCGUCAUGGCUAUGGUAUAAACUUCAUGAGAUUUUGGCUAAAGUCGCGGAUAGCUCCCUACUGUGUGGAAAAUCAAUAAUGCAGUUUCCUAAUUAUGGAUUCUGGAGAGUGUGCCGUUCAGAGAACUGUGUUGUACAGACAGGCCAUGCUGUUUACUGCUUUUCUUGACCAUUCCGGGUGCUUCUGAACUUAACUGUAUCACAAUAUUUUGGGUUAUGUCAAUUUGACAUAGCAGAUGUGUGCUAUUCUAACCUUCACAAGCUCAAGAUUGAAUUUUUUCUCCAAAGACCUUUCCAUAUACAUGCAGGACAAUCUACCUUACAUAUUUUCCACAAUGACUAAUCCUUGCCGAGCUGAAAAACAUACUCUUACGUGUUGGAACUGUUUCCUUUAUGUAGGACUGAGACUCCAAAAGUGUCUUCAUUGUAAAUGUCUGUAAAACUCUAAAAGCAAUUCAUUGUAUUUCAGUUGGUUUGUACAUAAUAAUUGUAUAAAUACAUUAAAUGUAUGUUAUGUUGUGUGGCUGCUUCUUAUGAUAUAUUUUUUAAUCAUGCAGGUAGCAGUAACUGUUUUCACAACCCCUGUGCUUAGUACACUCGUGGCUUUCACAAUAAAACUUGUGUCUUUCUAA